Molecule: messenger RNA, 874 nt
Organism: Salvelinus fontinalis (brook trout)
Lineage: Eukaryota; Metazoa; Chordata; Actinopteri; Salmoniformes; Salmonidae
Exons: 1
Coding region: 96-755 (219 amino acids)
Molecular function (GO): protein dimerization activity
Source: RefSeq, a predicted model, not a curated record
AUAAAUUCUCCCCUCACACCAGAAACUUUUUUUAAUCCACGGGUCUAGAAGUUCAGUUACGUCUGCACUGCUGAAUCUAUACCCUAGUCAGGACAAUGCAACGCCGCAAAAGUCUAUUUGCGCCAUACAUCUCCAGAAACGCAGACACUGUUUCUGAUUUGAAAGUGCAAGUGCAUCCUAUAGACAUGCCACAUGGAUCUCUUGUGCAGACCAGUUGGAUAGAGGAGAGCGCAGAGCGCAGGAGCGAAUGUGACACGUGCGCUAUUGGGGAACUCAGAUUGCCAGGGCUCGGACACAUCGAACAGGACCAGAGCACCAUCGACAGAGCGCAAAGGCGGCGGCGCAUGGCUGCCAACGCCCGGGAGAGGAGGAGGAUGCUCGGCCUCAAUGUUGCCUUCGACCGGCUCAGGAGCGUUAUCCCUAACCUGGAGAGCGACAAGAAGCUGUCCAAGUCAGAGACUCUUCAGAUGGCGCAGAUAUACAUAUCGACGCUCAGCGACUUGUUGCAGGACAGGCCCUGCGUAGCGGAAUUCAGCACCACUGAACUUGAGAGCACGGCGAAUGUGGACACGGCCCCAACGGGAAGGCCAACAAUGAACUCCACAGAAGAAGACGCAACUGUAAAACUACCUGGGCCAGGUACAUACAAUAUAUGUAGAGACAGUGGAAACGUGAUGCGCGCGCCUUUCGAAGAACAGAAGACAGAGCUGCGAGGGUUUAUGAACCUGUGGGAGAGAACUAGUGGCACAAAAUAACUGAUUGUAUUUGUUUGUGCUUACUAAUGUAUUUUUUUUCUUCAUACAAAACAUGUUGAUUCUUGUUUGAAACCUUAUGUAGAUUAUCUGGCUGAAGUAAAAACAUAUUUACGCAUCAA